CAGGAUGUGAUCCAUUGGCAAAACCGAUUCCAUGGCAUGUGCAGAAAUUGUUUCUGCUCUAUCGGUCAGUGUGUAAACAAGCUAUGAAGCGCCAAACUGUCUAGUUUAAAAUGGGAAAAAAAAGUUAUUUUUUCUUUGCAGCAAUAGAUGGCAGCACAGAGUGGCUGACUUUUUCCGCAAAGUAAUGAUGACUUUUUUUUUACCAUUUAGUAUUCUGCUGGCUCUGAGAUUUCAGUCGUCCCUGUGAAGACAAUCUGAGAACAGAAGAUGUGUGCUGAGUCUCUGAGUUGUUCUGAGCUAUUUCGACAAAUCAGGAGGGAACUUUAUGGGAAUGAGCCCUCUGAUCAUUCCAACAAUCACAUUUUCAUCAUUCUUGGAGCGUCAGGAGAUCUUGCUAAGAAGAAGAUCUAUCCAACUUUGUGGUGGUUAUUUCGAGAUGGUCUACUACCAGAAGACACUCGUGUUGUGGGUUUUGCCCGAUCUAAGCUCACUGUGGAGGACAUUAAAGCAGCCUGCCUACCUCACAUGAAGGUGACUGAGAAAGACAGUGCUGCUCUGUCAGAUUUCUUCAGUAAAAACUCCUACCUGAGUGGCAGGUAUGAUGACGGCACCUCCUUUGACAAACUCAACAGCCUGCUGUCAUCCCUGCCUGGUGGAGCAAAUGCCAACAGACUUUUCUACCUGGCUCUCCCACCCACAGUUUACUGCCAUGUCAGCACAAACAUCCGGGACCACUGCACGAGCUCCAAAGGCUGGAACAGAAUAAUUGCGGAAAAGCCGUUUGGUCGGGACCUGCAGAGCUCCCGGGAGCUCUCCACCCACCUGUCCUCUCUGUUCACUGAGAAUCAGAUCUACCGCAUUGAUCACUACCUGGGGAAAGAGAUGGUCCAGAAUCUCAUGGUGCUUAGGUUUGGAAAUCGGAUUUUUGGACCCAUUUGGAACAGGAGCAGCGUGUCCUGUGUUGUCAUCAGCUUCAAGGAGCCUUUUGGCACCCAGGGCCGGGGAGGUUACUUUGAUGACUUUGGCAUCAUUCGAGAUGUCAUGCAGAACCAUCUGCUGCAGAUGCUCUGUUUGGUUGCCAUGGAGAAACCCGCCUCCACCAGUCCAGAUGAUGUGAGGGAUGAGAAGGUGAAGGUGUUAAAGUGCAUUGCUCCUGUUGCAAUGUCCAAUGUGGUGCUUGGCCAGUAUGUUGGAGAUCCUGAUGGCGAAGGCAACUCAAAGCUGGGUUACCUUGAUGAUCCCACCGUACCAAAAACCUCCUGCACACCAACUUUUGCCACAGCAGUGCUCAAUGUCCAGAAUGAAAGAUGGGAUGGGGUUCCAUUUAUUCUGCGCUGCGGUAAAGCUCUAAAUGAGCAAAAAGCAGAGGUUCGUCUGCAAUUCACAGACGUGCCUGGAGACAUCUUCAAUGGAAGAUGUCAGAGGAACGAGUUAGUGGUACGGGUUCAACCCAAUGAAGCCAUAUACCUGAAGAUGAUGACGAAAAGGCCUGGAGUGUUUUUCAGUCCAGAAGAAACUGAGCUGGAUCUCACUUAUAAGAGCAGAUACAAGGAUGUAAAACUCCCUGAUGCCUAUGAAAGACUAAUCCUGGACGUCAUUUGUGGAAAUCAGAUGCACUUUGUUCGAAGUGAUGAGUUACAGGAGGCCUGGAGGAUCUUCACCCCACUCCUUCACCAAAUAGAGAAAGAAAAGAGAAGCCCCAUUCCUUACAAAUAUGGAAGCCGUGGCCCAAAUGAAUCAGACAACCUUAUGAGGAGAGUAGGAUUCCAGUAUGAGGGGACAUACAAGUGGGUGCAGCCCCAUGCAACCUGAUGCUCAUUCUCAUACAAUGUGUCAUGGCCACUGAGAAGAAAAUAAAUGUUAUAACAUUCAAA
Molecule: messenger RNA, 1874 nt
Organism: Oryzias latipes (Japanese medaka)
Lineage: Eukaryota; Metazoa; Chordata; Actinopteri; Beloniformes; Adrianichthyidae
Product: glucose-6-phosphate 1-dehydrogenase
Biological process (GO): pentose-phosphate shunt, oxidative branch; glucose metabolic process
Cellular component (GO): cytosol
Molecular function (GO): glucose-6-phosphate dehydrogenase activity; NADP binding
Source: RefSeq, a predicted model, not a curated record